GGGCGGAAGCGCGAAGAGCCGGGGCUUCUCCAGCCCGGCGGUUUUCGGGGAAGAGAGGCUUCCUCGCCGGCAGGAGCCGGGGCCGAGAGGAAAAGGGCGCCGCUUCCCGCCUGAAGAAUGAAUGAGCCGGCAGCAAGCGGCUCUGCUCGGAGCUAGCCCUGCCCCAGCCGCUGGGCGAGGCGAGGCGAGGCGAGGCUCCGUCUUCCUCUCCCUCCUUCCCUCCCUCCCUCUCUUUCUUUCUUCCUUUCUUUCUGGAAAGACUCGCAAGUGGCCCCGGCUUUGUUUGGCGGCUUUUCACAGCCCGGCCGCGCCUCGGGGUUGUGGCUGCGGCUGCGGCGCUUCAGGUUGCGGCUGCUGAAUGAGGAUUCAUGGCGACAGGCACGACCGCCGCUGCCGCCCGCCCCCCCGGGCGCUCGGGGGUGAGUUCCACCGACCGGCGCUGAUCCCUGGCGAGGAUCUCUUCAGGAUCCCCUCUCCUUCCUCCUGAGCGGGCCUCCGGGGUGAUGGCCGGCGGGGGUGAGUUGGCGUUUUGAUUGCAACCUGACCAGCAUCUGGCGGGAAUGGUGUAAGAGAAGCAGCAGCCGCGGGCAGCGGAGAAGAGGCGACGCGAGUCUUCAGCCGGAACGAACGGAGGAUCUUUCCGCUGCGGCUCUUGCCGAGCCCAGCGCUCUGUCCGCACCAUGGGGAACAUCUCCUCCAACAUCUCUGCUUUCCAGUCCCUGCACAUCGUCAUGCUGGGCUUGGACUCUGCCGGCAAAACCACGGUGCUCUACCGGCUCAAAUUCAACGAGUUCGUCAACACGGUGCCCACCAUCGGCUUCAACACGGAGAAGAUCAGGCUGAGCAACGGCACCGCCAAGGGCAUCAGCUGCCACUUCUGGGACGUCGGGGGCCAGGAGAAGCUGCGGCCCCUCUGGAAGUCCUACAGCCGCUGCACCGACGGCAUCAUUUACGUGGUGGACUCCGUCGACGUGGACCGGCUGGAGGAAGCCAAGACGGAGCUCCACAAAGUCACCAAGUUCGCUGAAAACCAAGGCACCCCCUUGCUGGUGAUCGCCAACAAGCAGGACCUCCCCAAAUCGCUGCCGGUGGCGGAGAUCGAGAAGCAGCUGGCUCUGCAGGAGCUGACCCCGUCCACCACCUACCAUAUCCAGCCAGCCUGUGCCAUCAUCGGAGAGGGGCUCACGGAGGGCAUGGACAAACUCUACGAGAUGAUCCUCAAGCGCAGAAAGUCCUUAAAGCAGAAGAAGAAGCAGCAGCGGUAGAGCAGGGCAGGCCCCGAGGAAGCGGGGUCACCCUAGACAGACAACAGGCAUGGAGCUUGGUUUGUUAGCUUGAGGCCUGAUCAGGCAAAUGCCGGUCGGUGUCCAUAGACUUUUCCAGGGCCUUCCUUUCAAUAUGGUUUGCUUUGCCCGGAGAUGGGGUAUAAUAUUGUGCUGGCUGGCACUUGGGAUGCAGGUCAGAUCUGUGCGCAUCAGCCACCGGUUCCCACCCCUGGGAAGGCACCAUGAGCCACAAGACAGGAGGUGGACACUUUGGACUUUCUAAUAUUCUAGCAGGACUAGAAGAUGGGCAACUACAAAAACCUGAUUUUACCAGCUGUGUCUGCCCCUGUGAACUAGAUACACUUGCAAAAGACUUGCCACUAGAUGCCCACCCACCAACCCCCAUUCCUCUGGAAGGUUUCUCUUUUUAAAAAAGAAUACAUAACUAUAUAAAUAUAUCUAAAAUGGGAGGAAGUACUUUGGGAGAUGACCCUCACAGUGCUUGAUAGUACAGGGCAGGACCCACUUGCGUUUGGAUUAUUAAGGUUUAUGCUCCCAUCUCAGGAUCUUAGUGCAAGGUGAAGUGUGCAUGAAGAAAUAGACUUAAGACAUACAUUAAUUGCUUGAUGGGAACAAUGAUGCUUUGAUGGGGGGGGGUGGAUGCAUAUAUUCAAUGUAUAUUGCUUAAUGAAAUGGCUCUUUGAAGCUGG
Molecule: messenger RNA, 1975 nt
Organism: Pogona vitticeps (central bearded dragon)
Lineage: Eukaryota; Metazoa; Chordata; Lepidosauria; Squamata; Agamidae
Source: RefSeq, a predicted model, not a curated record